GUCUGGUAGGUUGGACGUGAAGUAAUUGGUUGGAAUGAAAGUGACCCCGAAGUGGAAAUGUCCGUGAGAACUGUGCUGGCUGUGACUGUCAUCUCCUGCCUCCCUGCCCUGAGUGGAUCCACCGUGAUCCAGGCAGGUGCUGGCACAGAUGUGCUCCUGCCCUGCAGUGUGCAACACCAAGACGGCUUCAAUCUUUCCGACGUCACUAUCAACUGGGAGCGUCCUGACACCAUCGUGUAUAGCUUCUACUAUGGCAGUGGACGGCUAGAGCAUCAAGACAAGGCGUUUAGGGGCAGGACCCAGCUCUUCCCAAAGGAAUUUUCAAAGGGCAAUGCCUCCCUCCUACUGCAGAGAGUCAACCCAGCUGACACCGGGAAUUACUCCUGCAAUGCUGUUCUUUGGGCCAACACCCAGCACACUGUUCACACAGUGUCACUCCGGGUGACAGCCCAGAUGCAAACGCUGAGUGAAGGAGCCCUGAGCACUGAGAAACCCAGAGUACCUGUGGCUUCAGCUUCCAAUGAAUCUCCGCUGCACAUGAUCUACCUGUUACUGUGACUGCCCUGGAUCAAUGCUUUAAAUGAUGCAAUGUUUGCUUGUAAGAGGAGGUGCUGCAGGAAUCCCUCCAAGUCAUAAUUUAAGCACAUUAAUAUAUGUGUUCAAAUUUUAAGAAUUGGCAUAUAUAUUCAUCUUCUAAAAAGUGUAUGUACAAAGAUGAAUAUAUAUCCCAAUUAUUACAUUAGAACAUAUGUGUGUAUAAGUUCAAAUUAAGAAUCUUGUUGAGAUCUUGGUGCUCUCAAAGUUCCUUUCAGCCCUUAUGGAUCUAUAUUAGAUUUGUUUUUAUCUAGUAGCAGAAUAUGUAAAUCUACAUUUUACAUAUUGCAUAUCAUAU
This is a messenger RNA of Gavialis gangeticus (Gharial), 892 nucleotides long. Its product is annotated as CD276 antigen-like. The coding region runs from base 58 to 558 and encodes 166 amino acids. The transcript has 4 exons. NCBI's taxonomy places the organism in Eukaryota, Metazoa, Chordata, Crocodylia, Gavialidae. The record is from RefSeq and is a predicted model, not a curated record.